Molecule: messenger RNA, 4852 nt
Organism: Sarcophilus harrisii (Tasmanian devil)
Lineage: Eukaryota; Metazoa; Chordata; Mammalia; Dasyuromorphia; Dasyuridae
Product: zinc finger protein 665
Exons: 4
Coding region: 2048-4459 (803 amino acids)
Biological process (GO): regulation of transcription by RNA polymerase II
Cellular component (GO): nucleus
Molecular function (GO): RNA polymerase II cis-regulatory region sequence-specific DNA binding; DNA-binding transcription activator activity, RNA polymerase II-specific
Source: RefSeq, a predicted model, not a curated record
AGUUGGACACAGGAAGAUGUGUCUUCCUGACUCUGGGCCUACUACUCUAUCCUUUCUCCCCUCUCCUUACUAAUUGGAGGAUUUGAGGGGCCUAAGAUGAACCCCUGAAACAUCCUACCUUCCUACUUUUUUUUCUUCUAUUGUGAAAAAUGCACCCUCCAAAGUUAGGCCAUGAAGACCAAUUUCUGUUGGCUUUUCCUGGACCAGGAGUAGGGAAGAAGGGACAGCUCAUUCACUGCACUCUCCCAGCAGCCUCUUGGCAGGCCUUUGGCAUUCUCUGAAAAGUCACUGAUACUUGUCAUGGAAUUUGUGAAAAAUGUUUCCUACUUAACUCAUGUCAUUUUGUGAAGAAAUGUCUAAAUUGACAACUUGUUAAUCCAGUGUUAGCAAAUCAGUAAACACAAUGAACAAUUUGACAACUAGGUGGUGCACUGAAUAAAGCUCUGAACUUGGAAGCAGGGAGACUGCAGUCAGUAGAUUUAGAUAGUAAUUGUUUAUAAGUUGCUUAACCUCUUUGCUUCAGUUUUCUCUGUUGUAAAAUGAAUGAUAAUCAAGGCGCUUAAGUUCCUGGACUUGUUAUGAAGACCAAAUGUGAUAAUAUUUGUAAAGCACUCAGCACCGUGCAUGGUCCUGAGAAAAAUGACUAUUUUCAUAAAAAGAACCAAUUCUAUAUAUAAUGGGUCCUAAAUAUUUUUGAUUAUUAAUGACCAGUUAAUAGCAGAUUAGUUAUUGUAGGCGUUUUUCCCCUCUUUUUAACUUAUUCAUUCAAAAUCCAGUCUAUGUAGAACAGGGUUGACAGAUUAUUCUCCUCAAUCUUGGCUGGCACCUCAUCCAUCUGAGAGAAUUUAUUUCUGAUUAAAGGGUAAAUAGAAUCUAAUCUUGUUGAAUUGAUUCCUUGAUAUAGAUGCUGAAGGCAGAAUGAUCUGGGAAAUCUCCCCUCAUUAGAAAAAUCCCACCUCAUAAUACUCAUUCUCUCAUUAAUUGUUAACCAAUCAUAGUUGUUUUUCACCCUAGGGAUACCCCCUUUUCCAAAGGUGUUUAAAUUUUUAGAGACCUCCAUGCAGGGCCUUUGGUUACUGGUUUUAAUUUAUUGGUUAUUUGUAAGUUUGAUUAAUAAGUUGAUUAUUUAUUACCCAGAAACUGUGUCUCAGAACUUUUUAUUAGAUCUUAUGUAAUUACUAGCUAUUAUUACUGGGUUUUGUGUAUUUUGUGUGUGGAGGUAAUGGGGUUAAGUGACUUGCUCAGGGUCUCAGAGUUAGUAAGUGUCUGAAGCUGAAUUUUAAUAAAGGUCCUUCAGACUCCAAGACUUAUGGUCUAUCCACUUGAGCCCUUUCUCUGUCCCUAUCUCUGUUCUUUUUGAGAAGCUCCUGUCUUCACAGUUUGGUGAUUAAUGAAGGAGAAGGCAGAGUUACACAGGGGCUGGAGCUCUGAGCUUGAGUCAGGAUGACCUGAGUUGAUUUCCAGCCUCAGUCUUCUUCUAGCUUUGUUACCUCAGGAAAUCACUUCCCCUCUGAUGGCCUCCGUUUCUUUAUCUGCAACACAGAGUUGGGUAAUAAUCGUACUUAGCUCUCAGGUUGGUUGUGAGGUAGAAGCAAAAUCAUAGUGUAAAAUGCUUUUCCAACUUCAUGCUGUGUACGAGUGCUAAUUAGGAGUAUUUUAAUAAUGAUAUAACUUCUUAAAUGUGAAGAGUCAUAUCACAUCGCACAUAAGAGACACAUCUGGGAAUCUCCAUCCAUUUCAUCCCAGUUCAUAUCUCAGUACUGUAGUUUGGGCCCUGAUAUAAGCAGAGUCUGGGACAGGGUCUCAAGCCCUAGAGCCCCUCUCCUUAGCCUUUUCCUGCAGUGUCUGGGGUGCUCUGCAGAGCCCUUUCACCUCUCUUUGUAGGGAUCAUGGGAUCACCCCUCUUGGUUGUGUGGGGAUUUCCCCACUGCUGAGUCUGAAGACUACAUGUCAGGAUCAGUCUCUCUCAUGGCUCCUUUUCUCCCCUCAGCUCUCCCUUCUCAAGACUGCCCUUCCCCAAGAGAGGGGCCCAGAGCAGGAGGAAGGAAUGACCUCUGAUCUCCUGUCAGGUGGAGCCCAGGAAUCAAUAACAUUCAAGGAUGUGGCGGUGCAUUUUACUCAAGAAGAAUGGAGACAAUUAAAUCCAACCCAGCGGGAUCUAUACAGAGAUGUGAUGCUUGAGAACUAUAAGAACCUUUCUUCCUUGCGUUUGCUAGUUCUUAAGCCACAUGUGAUAUCUCAGCUGGAGAGAGGGGAAGGACCCUGGAUAUCAGAGACAGAAGUCCCACAGAUCGUAUGUCCAGAUUACAUCACUCUGAAGACAAGACAUGAAAACCUGGCCUGGUCUCCAACGCAGGUCUUUUCUCUGAGAGAGUCCUCUAAAGAGAUCAUCACCAACAGCGAUCCCUUUGCUACCAAAUUGGAAGAAGCAUGGGAAUGUGAUGUCAGGUCAGAGAAGCAAAAGGGCAUUUGGAAAAGACAAUCCAAGGGAGUAACAAAAAUUCAGAGAAAAACAAAUGAUGAGUUAAAUGUUCAUGAAUGUAAUACACUUGGGAGGAGUUUUAGGCUAGUGUCACUUAUUGUUCCACUACAGAGAAUUUCAACAGGAAAAAAUCUCCAGAAAUAUGACACAUUUGAUAAAAAUUUCAAAGGGUUUUCAGCCUUAAGUAAAGAUUGUAGAACUCCCACUUCUGUUUCUAAGCACAGUAAAUGCAGGAAGCCUUUCACUUACCACUCAGAUCUUAUUCAGAUUCAUAGAAUACCUACUGCACUGAGAUCAUACAGAUGUAAUGAAUGUGGGAAAUCCUUCACUAAUAGUUCAGUCCUUAAAAACCACCUGAGAAUCCAUACCGGAAAGAAAUCUUAUAAGUGUAAUGAAUGUGGCAAAGCCUUUAAGGUGAAGCGCUCUAUUUAUGAACAUCAGAAAAUUCAUUCUCAAACAAGAGAGAAACCCUAUAUAUGUAGUGACUGUGGGAAAACCUUCAGUUAUAACUCUUUACUCAGGAUUCAUCAGAGAAUUCAUAAUGGAGAGAAACCAUAUAAGUGUAAUGAAUGUGGGAAGACUUUCAAGCACAAGUUCUUGCUUAUUGCACAUCUGAGAAUUCAUACUGGAGAAAAAACAUACAAGUGUAGUGACUGUGGGAAAGCCUUUGCCUACCGGGCAACACUUAUUGAUCAUCAGAGAAUCCAUACUGGAGAGAAGCCUUUUAAAUGUACUGUAUGUGAGAAAACAUUCAGCCGUAGAUCAUCACUGAGUGCUCAUCAGAAAAUUCAUACUGGAGAAAAACCAUACAAAUGUACUGAAUGUGGGAAAGCCUUUGCCCAUAAGGGAACAUUGACUGGACAUCAAAUUAUUCAUACUUCAGAGAAACCUUACAAAUGUAAUGAAUGUGGGAAAAGUUUUAACUGGAAGGUCUCUCUUACUGACCAUCAGAGAAUUCAUAGUGGAGAGAAGCUUUUUAAAUGUACUGAAUGUGGGAAAGCUUUCAUCCAGAGGCCAUCACUUAUAAUGCAUCGGAAGAUUCAUAGUGGAGAAAAACCAUACAAAUGUACUGAGUGUGGCAAAGCCUUUAUCUAUAGGGGAGCACUUAAUGAACAUCAGAAAAUUCAUAGUGGAGAGAAACCUUUUAAGUGUACUGAAUGUGGGAAAACUUUCAGCCGUAGACAGUUGCUUAACAAGCACCAGACAAUUCAUUUUAGAGUGAAACUCUUUAUCUGUAAUGAAUGUGGUGAAAGCUUUAAUAACAGGUCCAGUCUUAAUAUUCACGAGAAAAUUCACAAUAGAAAGAAACCUUUUGAACAUCCUAAAUGUGGGGAAACAUUCCACUAUGAGAAAUUUCUUACUCUAAGUGAGAAAAAUGAUACUGAUGAAAAAGAUUUAGAGUGUAAGGAGUGUGGCAAAAUCUUCAAGCAGAGGAACUAUCUUACUAUUCAUCAGAGAAUUCAUACUGGAGAGAAACCUUUUGAAUGUACUCUGUGUAAGAAAACUUUCAGACAUAAGUCAGGUUUAAUUCAACAUAAAAAAAUUCAUUCUGGAGAGAAACCUUUUAAGUGUACUAGAUGUGAGAAAGCUUUCAGCCUUAGUUCAUCUCUUGCUCGACAUCAGACAAUUCAUACUGGAGAUAAGCCUUUUGAAUGUACUGAAUGUGGGAAAGCCUUUUCCCUCAAGAGAUACCUUAUUGUACAUCAGAGGAUCCAUACUGGAGAGAAACCUUUUGAAUGUGCCCAGUGUGGAAAAGCUUUUUGCCACCGUUCAAAUCUUGUCAUACAUGAAGGAAUUCAUACUGGGGAGAAACCUUUUAAAUGUACCAAUUGUGGGAAAACCUUCCGCCAAAGUAGGUCUCUUACUGUACAUCAGAGAAUUCAUACUGGGGAGAAACCUUUUGAAUGUACUCAGUGUGGGAAAGCCUUUACCCUCAGAGGAAAACUCACUGUCCAUCAGAAAACUCACACUGGAUAAAAACCCUCUAUCUGUCAUGAAUGUAGGAAAGCCUUUAGCAAUAUCUCACUACAUUGGAGACAUCAGAGAAUCCAUACAAAAGAGAAAUGUUUUGUGUGUUUUCUGGUUGAGAAAGCUUUCAGUCAUAGAAUAUACUUUGUUCUACAUCAGGAAAUUCACAUUGCAGCAAAACCAUAUAAGUGUAAUGAAUGUGGUAAGAAUCUUCAGGCAGAGGGAAUGUCCUCUAAAGCAGAGAGCUCACACUGCAGAGUAACCGUACAAUCAAUGUGGGAAAUCCUUCACCAACGGCUCAAUCCUUAGGAAACAUCAGUGAAUUGAAAGAGAGAUCCUUUGUAAUUUUAUUCUUUUCAUUUAUUUUUGCUUUUGAUGAGACAUUUGGGAUUAAGUGACUGG